GAAGCAGAAAAUGUCUGCGAGGCAACAGAAGUGUAUCUUUUUAAUGCAAAACAACGGGCUUUUGGUUUUCACUGCUUUAUAUAUACCGAUGAUUUAUUAAAUAGAGCCGACAAUUUGUUGCCUAACGAUGAGCUGACGAUUGUUUGCGAGAUUGGCGAGGUGAACGCCGUUAAUAUCUCUGACGAAUCGAAAAACGUAAAGAGUAAAUUGAUCGAAGACGAAUUGAGUAAAAAUCUUGGAAAUCUAUUCGUGAAUGAAAAAUGCAGCGAUGUGGCAUUGGUUGUAGGUGAAAAUGAACUCAAGGCUCACAAACUUAUACUAUCUGCUCGUAGCGAGGUUUUUGCUGCUAUGUUUGAACACGAAAUGGAGGAAAGCAAACUCAACCGUGUCGUCAUAACCGAUAUCCACCAGGAAGUGCUCAAGGAAAUGUUAAAUUUCAUCUACACGGGCAAGGUGUUUAAUUUGAAUAAAUUGGCCCAGGGUUUGCUGGCCGCUGCUGAUAAGUAUGCUUUAGAAGGACUUAAAAUGAUGUGUGAAGGGGCUCUUAGCGUAAACCUUUCCGCAGAAAACGCUGUCGAAAUCCUAAUUUUGGCUGAUCUACACAGUGCCGCCCAAUUGAAAGCUCAAACUAUAGCUUUCAUCAAAAC
Messenger RNA from Glossina fuscipes, 647 nucleotides. RefSeq names its product protein roadkill-like. Lineage: Eukaryota; Metazoa; Arthropoda; Insecta; Diptera; Glossinidae. The transcript is spliced from 4 exons. The record is from RefSeq and is a predicted model, not a curated record. Gene Ontology annotation, biological process: proteasome-mediated ubiquitin-dependent protein catabolic process; regulation of proteolysis. The annotation marks the transcript as partial. Gene Ontology annotation, molecular function: ubiquitin protein ligase binding. Gene Ontology annotation, cellular component: cytoplasm; nucleus.